GGGGUGUAAAAGGUCUGGCGUCGGAACUUCCGGUUCAUGUGAGUGCGCCUGCGCAAAACCUGUUGCAUGUUCCACAGUGUUAUACAGCAUCCCACGUGCCCCAUUCAACUCACGUCUGCCACGUCUUGAUGUCUCUGUCUUAACUCCCAGUUCCCUUUCCCUCCCCGUGUUUUCUGGAAUAUUCUUUUCUCGCCAGCAGGGACCCCCCCUCUCCCACCUAAGAGCUGGUCAAUGAAACUUGUCGCCUCUCGCACAGAAGAGCUCACUCAGACCUCUCUCUCUCUCUCUGCUAUCUUCUCCCCUCAUCGGCGCCCCUCUGCCUCCCUCCCUCCCGUCUUGUUUAACUCCAGCCCCACAAAUCUGACACCGCCUCUUCCCAAUAGCUUAUCUAUUCUCAGCACUGAACCAAUGUGCAAUCAUCUAGCCGGAGCCUUUGAUUACCAUAAGCCAUAAUAACAGUUCACGCUAUUUUGUUUAUGUUUUGUUUAACUAGUGUGUUCCGUGUCUUCAAAGGGGGAGGACCUGGAAAAGGGCGCCGGUCACGCCCAGGUGUCUAAAGUCACAUGACUUAAUGAAUUUACUCCUGUUACUCAGACGUCUGUUAUAUGUGACCUGACAACGUCGCUACGAAAUUGAAUUCAUGUUUAGGUCAGUCAUUCCGGAGACGUAACAAGCUAACCACAGAGGCCCUUGCGAAGACAUUGUCCUGUCUAGGAUGAUAGUCACUUAAUCAGAGGAAAAAAAAAAGGCACUGUCCAGUCAAGUUGACGUCUGUCCAUCAAAUCCGCGUCAAAAGCGACUUAUUUUCAAUUUUCUUACCCAGGUGGAAUUACGGAUUUUUCUUCUUUCCGUCGCAAAAGAGCAAAGAUGACCAGCGGUCAGAUCAGCUUCGCACAGACUCAAAUCAAGCAAUCAGGCCACUGGUCAGUUGUUGGUUUGUUCCAGACAUAGCACGUGGCGUGUAGAAACGGCGGAGGGCGUCCUGCAGACGAUCGUUUGAUGAGCACAGGUGUUGUGAGGGCGCCUACUGCCCAGCAGGUAGAGCUGCCCCCGGUCACUAUCUCCACCUCAGUCAAGCUGUCUACCAAUGCUCACCCGGACGUGGACAGGAUAAUCAGGAUGAGUCAUAUUCCUUUUGAAGGGUGCAGAAAGAAAACAUUGAAAUGUAUAAAUAGCAGACCGUUUCUCAUUACCAUCUGCGUCCUGGUUGUUGUGGAGUGCGCAUGCGUGUUGGCAGAACUGAUGGUAGAUCUUCAGGGCAUUAAAUUUCGCUUUGAAAACGAGGAAACGGAAAUUAACAGAUUUGUCAACCACUUGUACGAAAAAUACCCAGAAGCUUUCGUUGAUAUGGAUAUGAAGUCGAUGUCCGGUGUAAUCAGCGUCCUAGAGCAGUCCUUCGUUUUCAGGACCAAGGAGGACCUUUUAUCGCAGCAAUCCGGCUGUGAGUGUUCCUGCUCUUGCGAUUCGACCACAACAGCGUCAUCGCCUGCUACGACCAGGGCCCCGACUGCGGCCGCUUCCUCAGUAGAAGCUCUAAGAGCGCUGUUGCCUAUAUUGAAAUUAGUAGCGGAGACAACCAACAAUUUGACCGCGCCCGAUGAUGUGUUUUUAACGCCCCUGUCUUUCAGCAACGCGAGCGAUCACUCCGCCCCUGACUCUACCAAUGCUUCAUCAAGCCCUUUAUCAUCGUUGUUUUUACCAUCGUCAUCUUUACCGUUAUCGACGCCGACCUCUUCAACGUAUUUCAACUCACUUACCAACGCGACUUCUCGUUUGUCGCCCGACUCGUCACAUUCGUCGUCGUUUUUAUCUAUUUCUAAUUCAUCGAACGAUGUUUCAUCAACAUCACCAUCGUCGCAUUCCACAUUGUCAUCUUUAUUCUUAUCCUCACCACCGUCGUUAAACUCAACAUCCGCUUCAAUGCCGCAAUCCGCAUCUACUAGCCUUAGCUUCAACAUUUCAUCUCCACAAAGAGGGCGCAGGAAGCGGAACUCGUUCUCAUAUAAUCGUUUGCACUAUGGGAUAGAUGAAGUGCAGUUAAAUAACCUUGACCCUACAAAAGGGCUAUCGGGCGUCGAGAAUCUAGCUAAUCUUUAUAAAAAGCAAGGGCGGGAAAGUAGGAGCACUGAGAUUAGUGUGACUGAUGGAGGUCCGGUCACAGACUCUAGUGGUUUAACGCCUGUCUCACUUGCGAACCAUGAUAGACUAGUCAGUCACGUGACGCGAGCAGCUCUGACCUUGCAGGAUAUCUCUCGCUACAACCAGUUGGAUAAGCAAGGGACUGGAAGCUCCGGUUCCCCCCAAGAGGGGGAUCUUGUAAAUAAUGACCUCAUCACCACCCAUUCCAAAGAGAUUUACACGAAGACGUCUGCAGUGCCUCUUGGAUUAGCCUCCUCAAUUCCAAACGACCCGCCUCGUGAGAGUCCCAGUAAGCCUCUCACUUCCGGUUCCUGGAGCACGGAAGAAAAUUUACAUAGCCUAGAGUUCGGGCGAAGACAAAAAAGACAAGUGAACAGACUAGGAACCGAAACUCUCAUGACGCAGGGCAGCAGCGGAGGCGCUGGACCAACCACUUCGACGUCACAGGCAUUAUACUCUCGAUCAGAGACAUCGUCGAAGGCGCCAACUAGCGCACCCUCGAAUACUGUCCCCCAAAAUACAAAAGAUGAGAUGUCCAUGCUUACAAGCACUGUGAGUUUUGUAAAUAAUAAUUCUUUACCAACAAAAACGUCUAAUGAAGCUCUAAAUGUGCUCGCUGGGAAUCAAACCGCGACCUUCGCCUCAAUUCCAUCCACACUAACCCUAACAGAAAAAACCUAUUCCAACUCUUCGACUCAGAGGCCUCAAAUCGAUAUGGCGGCGUCCUCGGUAAUCGGCGCCACGGUGGCCAGCUCCACGGUGGCCAAUUCGACGACCAGAAAGCCGGUGGCCCUGGAGGACAUCUUCGUGCUGGAGAUCAACAACAUCAUGGACAGUUUCUACUUGGUGGCCGAGUUUGUCCCGAACCGAGUGGGCAGUAAUGACACCAAGAAUGUCCAGUACAAUGAGGAGUACUCCAAGGUGUACAAGUCCAGCAAAGCCUUGCACUUCAUCAGCUUGUCCAUUCUCUCCGUCAUGGUGUUGGAGACUGCCAUUAAACUUUUCUGUACCGGAUGUGCUUUCUUCAAAAAGAAGUUCGAGGUCUUCGAUGCAUUCAUUGUGGUCUCAUCGUUUGCGCUGGACUUUGUUUUCCUGGACAGCCGAUGGUACGAGACGGGCAAAGACGCGACAACCAUUCUAGUCCUGCUGCUUCCCUGGCGAGUGGUGCGAAUAGUCAACAGUUUCUUGAUGACCAUGAAACACAAGCACCAUAUCCAAAUGAUGAACAUGAAGAGAGCCAGGAAAAAGGCUGAACUAAAAGCAGCCAAACUUCAAACUCUCUUGUCAGAAGUCAGGAAAGAUGUUCAGCUUCUUGUGGCCUUGUGUCGGUCUAAUGAGAUUGAAGAGAAGGAUAUAACAGCCUGUCUUUACGGUAAAGGCAGACGGAGCGUGACCUUGAGCGCCAUGUCGACUUGCACCUCCCUGAUGCUGAUCUCAACGCUGGGCAAAGAUGCUGUUCAGGAGGAUGACAUCUAUGGAAAGGUUUUCAAAGAAGCUCUGAAUGAAGGCGACAAUGCCGAGAUGAACUCAGAGAUCCAGCAAGCUGAGGAAGCUGCAAUUGAUGCUGCCAUUGAGCUUGAUGAGAAGAUCAAAGCUAGAAGGAAGUCCAAGAAGUACAAAAGCAAGAAGACGCGAGUCAAACGCAGCUACACAGUACCCAGGAGGACGGCCAGUGUGGACAUCCCUGAGCCGGACAUCAAUGAGAACGAUAGCAACAUUUUUUACAUCAACGACAGUUAUUUGCGAGCUGCUGCUCAGGCUACCUCCCCUAGCGGCAGCGGCGAUUUUCCUCCUGUACCCGGAGGACUGACCAAUUGCAACAUGGUCAGCGAGGAGGACGAACAUCAUUGCAACCAUACUGGACACACAACAGCGGUGGCACAGACGUCAGCGCGGUCAAAGUACCAGAGCACCGCGUCUCUCCGGAGCCUGCCGGUGCGGAAAGGCAGUCGAUCCAAUAGCAUGGUGAUCUAUGUUCCUGAGUUUGAUGAGCCGAUCGAGAUCCCAAUCAAAAAGCAAAGAAAGCGGAAGCCCUCUGUGCAUUUUGACUCUAACGUUUGAAGUGACAACACAAGUCACCUAUCUUUGAAAUAGCGGUACACUGGCACUCUACAAAUGAUCAAAAACUGAAAUACAGUCUACAAGUGACCUAUCACUGAGAUAAUAGUCUACAAAUAUACUGGGUAGUCUACAAAUGACCUAUCCCUCAAUCAAUAUGGUUCAAAAGUAUUGGAUGCAUAUUAUAAAAUUAAUCAGAAAGAAUUUUUUUCAGGAACAGCAACUUGUGUGAUCAAAAUGGUUAGGUUGAGUAUCAAGAUAUAGUUAAAAUUAAUGCAUUAUUAUAGAUCAAUGUUUCCCAAACUGUGUUCCAUGGAACCUUAGUGUUCCGCAAGACCUGAACAGCUGUUCCACGAACUACUGGAAUAAUUAACUAGUGCACUACUAUGUAAAUUAACCACUCUAAAAAAAUAAAGCGUUCCACUAAAUACUCAGAAUGUACAAAGUGUUCCAUAAGAGAAAACAUUUGGGAAACACUGCUGUAGAUGAGAAUAGUUUAGUAAAUCCAAUUUGGACAUGAAACUGAACUAGCUGGGAAAAGUGUACAAGCAUAAGAUUGUAGUUUUAAUUUUUUUUAAGUACUUUGUAUGCUUAUGUAAGAUUGUGUGUGUGUAUUCUUAUGUCAUUUAAUAGUUAAUUUUUUAGCACUGUCAGGAUCAAGAUUUAUUACAGAGAAACAAAACUCAUUGUGGUGUUUAUUGAGAAAUAGUCAUUUGUUAUGCACUUUGGACUGUCGUCAUAAUAGUUCCAAGUUCAAACCCUGCCUACUUCCAUCCCCUGCCAUCCUUCAUGAGGUUUGAUCAAGGAUGUACUUACUAUCUUGAUUUCUGAAGGAACAUCUGAAACUUAAAAAAAACAAAACAUGCAUAUUUUUUUCUGAAAUGACAGGUCUGAAGCGGAACCAGCAUUUAACUGAAUCUUCAUAUGAACAAGUCUAUCAUGUUGGAAGAUAUCAGAAGAGUAGGCCUAUAUAGUUAUUUCUCAAAGUCCCUUUAGCUCUAAGAGCUAGUUCAUAUUUUUUUUUGUAGUUAAAAUAUAGAUUAUUUAUAAAAUUUAAUAAUGUCAAAUUGAGAAACAUAAAUCAAAAAAAAAAAAAGAAAGAAACAUAGUUAAAUAGAAACUGCUUUCUUCACUAAUAAUAUUCAUAAUAAGUUAUUAAUUAAACAUAAGACAGUAUAAUAAAUAGUAAGGAUCUCUUUUUUCUGGGAUUAAAUUAUUUCAUUAUUUCUUGUCAAUUUUUUAAAAAUAUUCCUGAUCAGGUUCAAUUAUAAUUUCUUUAACUCAUUACUGAAAAUUCCAUUUAGCAUCAUCAACAUUUUUAUUUGAAUUUUUUAAAAUGAAUUGUGAUUGUUUACAAUUUUAGUUUAUUUUUUUAAUGUUGGUAACUCACGCCCUCUAGGGAGACUGUUUUGGCAUGUGGCUAUAGUUCUAAUGUGUGUAGGCCAAAUAUGUUGAAACAGUCAUUGGAAGUACACUGAUCUAGCAUUUCUAUCAUUAUUAUAGUUUGUAAUUUUUGGAAAUUUAGUUUGAGAAAGAGAUCAAUUACUAGUACUUUUGAUUACAAUUUAUUACUUUUGAAAAAAACUUAACAUCUUUGUCAAAGAAUAAUUGUUGUCAUAAUAUUUUUAAACAUGUCUACUAGUUUUGAUUUCAACAAAAAGUUUUCUUCAUGAGCUAAGUGGCUACCUAGUCUUGAUGAUCGUAAAUUCCAAACCUGGUAUGUCUUUGGUUAGCACAUUAACUGAAUAAUAGGAAACAAUAUAGUGCAAAGUAUAGAAGUAAAGGCUUCUUACAAUGAUUUAAAAUAAAUGCUACCUGGCCAAUUCGCCCAUACAACUUGUUGAUCCCACGAUGGUUUAGCAUUCAAGAUUUACAAAAAAGUGUGUCAAAUGUGAAGUUUCCUGAGCUAGCCAGGAAAACCAGUGACUUGGCUGAAUUUAAGUCAUUGGUUAAUAUGCAUGACUAAAUGCAUGACGCGUAGGACAUAGCUUCUUUUUUUAAGUAACGUCUGUAUUAUAUAAGAUAAGAUAAGUUUAAUGGAGCUAGUGAUAGUGUCUAAAUAUAAAUACAUAUGUAAGUCAAGGGCAUUAAAUCAAAAUAAGAAACUAGUAGACAAUCUGCUGUUGUUUAUUUAUGAAUGUUCAAAUCAUCACGCACAAUCUUUUGAUUCAUUACCUUUUUUUAAAGCAUAUUUUUAGUUUACACAUAUUGUUUUUUUGGAUAACAAAUAAAGUAACAUUUUUCAUUAAACUUUUGUUUUAAUUUUGGCCAUAAACUUGAGAAUGUUUGAAAACAUGUAUGCCAGGUUAGACUGAUGGAGUCUGCUUCAUCUCUGGCAUAGUAUUUGUGUUAUUGUGUAUACUUUUUGAUUAUUUUCUUGCACCAAUGUUAAAUAGAUCUAUAGCUCCAAUGCUAGAAUCUAUUUUUAGAAUGCUUGUCUGUAUGCAAGAGAGAGUUCAUGUCUGAAUGAGAAUGUCAAAUGAUAAAGAAAUCUAUAAUAAAGUUACAAAGAAACUGUAACCCUUGGAAUUAUUCCCUUCAUUGUUACAUAUAUUAGUCUAAUAUAAGUGUUAAUGCUCUGAUAUCUUCGUGAAUUUCAUGUCUAUAUAUAGUUUAUUGUUGCUCUUAUGACAGCAUUAAUGAUCAUUAUUUAUAUAUUGAAUCUCUUACAUUAUGUCCACUGUGUAUACACUGAAAAAGCUAAAUCAAUUUAAUAUUUCCUGUGAACAUUGCAGUGUUGGAUUGUGUUCAUAAUUAUCUUUAGCCAUAUCUUUUUUUCUUUAAUAGAUGUUUUUUUUUACAUAUUUAUUAAAUAGUUAUAUUAUAAUUAUAUAGCAA
Messenger RNA from Biomphalaria glabrata, 7035 nucleotides. RefSeq lists its product as uncharacterized. NCBI's taxonomy places the organism in Eukaryota, Metazoa, Mollusca, Gastropoda, Planorbidae. Bases 1000 to 4200 code for a protein of 1066 amino acids. Gene Ontology annotation, cellular component: plasma membrane. The record is from RefSeq and is a predicted model, not a curated record. Gene Ontology annotation, molecular function: voltage-gated proton channel activity. The transcript is spliced from 15 exons. Gene Ontology annotation, biological process: proton transmembrane transport.